Scleropages formosus (Asian bonytongue) is the source of this 1544-nucleotide messenger RNA. Its product is annotated as cysteine-rich with EGF-like domain protein 2. The record is from RefSeq and is a predicted model, not a curated record. The transcript has 11 exons. Gene Ontology annotation, molecular function: calcium ion binding. Bases 290 to 1375 code for a protein of 361 amino acids. NCBI's taxonomy places the organism in Eukaryota, Metazoa, Chordata, Actinopteri, Osteoglossiformes, Osteoglossidae.
CUUUUUUUUUUUUUGGGGCACACCGGGGGAGUCACGAUGAACUUGUGAAAGCGUUCGUGCUUCGUUGUGAUCUCGGUAGUUUAUGCAGACAUGAUAUUUUAACUCAGGUUUAGUGACGCCGGUAGGCCAGCUGGGAAGCUCUUUGAUAUGAGUAUUGUAUUGGCUCCUUACUUCGGAUGAGGCAGAGUACCUGUCCUGUGGAGCUGAAACAGUAAAAUGAGGUAUUCUAUGGGAUCCGCUGUGAUACUGCUGUACGCACUGACCUUCAUCUUACACACUCUGCACACUGAUGCAGUCAGCGCAGAGGACUCCUGUUCCACAUGCAGGGGCAUCACUAUCAACUUCAGCAAGGGGUUCGAGAGGACAGCGAAGAAGAACUUUGGGGGAGGGAACACUGCCUGGGAGGAGAGGAAGCUGUCAAAAUAUGAGACCAGCUCUGUCCAUCAAAGAAAAUGACAUAUUACACAUCAAGGGCCAAAACAGAUACACAAGUGAGAUCCGCUUGGUGGAGAUCUUGGAGACCCUGUGCGAGAGCAGCAGCUUCGAGUGCAACCGCAUGGUGGAGGAGCACGAGGAGCACUUUGAGACCUGGUGGUUCAGAUGGAAAACAGAACAUCCUGAUCUUUUUAAGUGGUUCUGCAUCAAUACCAUCAAAGUGUGCUGUCCAAAAGGAACCUAUGGUCCUGACUGCAACGCCUGCGUGGGGGGUUCUGAGAGGCCCUGCCACGGUAAUGGGCUCUGUGACGGCGAUGGCACUCGGGGCGGUCAGGGAACAUGCACCUGUAACCACGGAUACCAGGGGGAGCUUUGCCUGGACUGCGUUGAAGGGUAUUUCAGCGAGGAGCGAAACGACACUCACGCCAUCUGCACAGAAUGCCACACUUCCUGCAAGACAUGUGCUGGUCCCUCCAACGGGGACUGUGAGGACUGCAAAGCAGGCUGGGAAAAGGAUCAGCAGGGGGCUUGCAUUGACGUGGACGAGUGCUCAGCUCAAUCUCCGCCCUGCAAAGAAGAUCAAUUGUGCGUAAACACAGAUGGAUCAUAUUCCUGCAAAGCUUGCGACAAGGCAUGUUCCAGAUGCAGAGGGGAGGGCCCCGACCAGUGUCUGGCCUGUGCGGAGGGCUAUCAGGAUGAGGAUGGCACAUGCGCAGAUAUUGAUGAGUGCAGCCUCCCUGAACGAGUAUGCCCCGGGGAGCACCGCGAGUGUGUCAACAUCAAAGGCAGUUUCAGGUGCUUCUGCUCCAGCGGGUUUGAGGACCACGGAGGCGUUUGCCUCGAGUCACAGGAGACAGAGGCAGAUGAAGCAGACGAAAUGCACACGGGAGCCGACUCUGAACCCACAAGCUUGCACACAGUGGAGCACGAGGACCUGUGAGAAGCAGGACUUUGGGGACACCUGGAGUGACACCUGGCUGCGGCCCUCUCCAACCUUGGACCACUUGGACCUCAUGGCACUGAACUGCACUCCUUACUGGACCAUCUGACCUACCUGUCAGUCCUCAGAAGCUGUGCGGAUGUACAGGAAGGCUAGAUUCACAUCGCAA